This is a messenger RNA of Sphenostylis stenocarpa, 777 nucleotides long. Lineage: Eukaryota; Viridiplantae; Streptophyta; Magnoliopsida; Fabales; Fabaceae. The record is from the annotation of a GenBank genome assembly.
AUGGCUGCCAUUGUUUUCCUCCACAUUGCAUCAUUGGCCUCUCUUUUUGUUGCUACAAGUGCAAGAAUCCCUGGAGCAUACACCGGUGGCCCCUGGCAGAGUGCUCAUGCCACUUUCUAUGGUGGCAGUGAUGCCUCUGGAACAAUGGGUGGUGCUUGUGGGUACGGGAACCUGUACAGCCAAGGGUACGGCGUGAACACGGCGGCGCUGAGCACAGCACUGUUCAACAACGGCUUAAGCUGCGGCGCGUGCUUCGAGAUCAAGUGUGAUCAGGAUCCGCGGUGGUGCAACCCCGGCAACCCUUCGAUCUUGAUCACCGCCACCAAUUUCUGCCCUCCCAACUUCGCUCUUCCCAAUGACAAUGGCGGCUGGUGCAACCCUCCUCGCCCCCACUUCGACCUCGCCAUGCCAAUGUUCCUCAAGAUCGCCCAGUACCGCGCCGGAAUCGUCCCCGUCGCCUACCGCCGGGUGGCAUGCAGAAAGACAGGGGGCAUCAGAUUCACAAUCAACGGUUUCCGUUACUUCAACCUGGUGCUGAUCACCAACGUGGCGGGUGCAGGGGAUAUCGUGCGCGUGAGUGUGAAGGGAAGCAAAACCGCGUGGAUGAGCAUGAGCCGCAACUGGGGGCAAAAUUGGCAAUCCAACGCUGUUUUGGUGGGCCAGGCCCUCUCCUUUAGGGUUACCGGCAGUGACCGUCGCACCUCAACGUCCUGGAACGUGGCACCACCUAAUUGGCAGUUCGGACAAACCUUCACCGGAAAGAAUUUCCGUGUCUGA